Messenger RNA from Lymnaea stagnalis (great pond snail), 10616 nucleotides. NCBI's taxonomy places the organism in Eukaryota, Metazoa, Mollusca, Gastropoda, Lymnaeidae. The record is from the annotation of a GenBank genome assembly.
AUCAACUUAUAACUAACUGCAACAAUACAAAAUGGCGAGCUCCAAUGGCAAUAGCAAAAGGUCAGAGGAUGUCUACGGACAAAAGAUCGACCGCUGUUUGUACAAUGCUCUAAUGAAAUUCGGUACGGGUAUAAAUAACCUUAAAAUAAUACGAUAUAGAAUAAUUGAAAUGUAGUGCUGCGUACUGGCGGUGUACCUAGCAGAACUAUGGCAUCAUCUAUGCUAGGUACUUUGACACAAAAUUUAAAUAUUGUCCAAUUGCCAUGAAUGAUACAUCAUUUUAAAGGGCUAGCUAUAAGCUUUACAACAACACCAAUUUCAUCUUUCUAUCUUUCAUAGAAGUGGAGUUAUGAUUUUUUUAAAGUGAUUUUUUAAAACCCUCUUUUUUUAUCUUUGUCCUUUGUAUUUAACUGUGAAAACGUGUGACCCACUUUCCAAAUUUCUGCCUUAUUUUGCCGGAAACUUUUUUAUUUUAAAAGAUAAUACUGCCAAAUUUUCAGGAGACAUUCUUAAUGCAAUAUACAACACAAUGAACAAAAAAACUUUAAAAUAACAUCAGUACUUUCUAUUUAAAAUUUUUUUAUUUAAGGGUAUGUUAUGAAAAAUGUGAACAGAAAAAAUGGAAAAAUCAAUACCGAUACUAACAAAGAAAAAAAAAAAAACUUGUUUAUUGGAUUUGAACUAAUUAAAUGUUUGUGUUACAUUUUAAAUAAAUUUUUAUACUUAUAAAAAGGUAAGUAGUUUUUUUUUCUCUCUGCAUGCAAUGUAAUUAUUAAUUAUAAAUAAAAAUUACUCACUCAAAACCAUUUCUUUAUUAUGCGUCUAUGGACCUAGGCCUGUGAUAGUACACUGCGGUUUACCGCUGGUGUACAUGCCUAGGAAAACCAUGGACCUUUUAAUACACUGAGGCAAAAAAAUUACCAUUGACCAUUGGUUUCCAUUGGUCUUGUGGUUAAAGCUGAUACCACAAAUGGAAAUUAGGAUCAAUUCUCAGAUGCGAAUUAAUAAUUAAGUUUUACUAGGCUGAACAUUUUUUUUUUUCUCAUUUGAAUUUAUCAAAAUAUUCCUGAGAACAGUGCCCAUGGCGGCUUUUACUCAAUAAUGUGCAGGAGUCUUUCCCCUUUGUUUAUUUAAUUGUUUAUUUUCAUUGGAUGAAGUGUCGGCAUGCCCAUGAUGUCAUUAUAAGUCAUUUGGGUGUUUAUUAAAUAUUUGUGCGGCGGCGAAGGAAUAUGUUAACAACUGGUUGGAACAAGAUUUCAUGUGAAUAAUUAACGAAGUUUAUAAGAAAAGUUAAAUUUUAUGUUUAUAAGAAAAGUUAAAUUUUAUGUUUAUAAGAAAAGUUAAAUUUUAUGUUUAUAAGAAAAGUUAAAUUUUAUGUUUUUAAUAUUCUUACUAAAGGGGAUGGUUGGGGAGAAUGCAUUUUAUCAACUACUUAUUUGAUUGUCAGAGUGCUGAUGACGUGUUUUGUAUUAAAUUUUUAAUUGGUUGAUUAUUUAUAAUUUUAAAUUAUGAAUUAUCAUUGGUUGGCUAAUUAUCAUAUUUUAUUUGCGCCACCAUCUUUUCAACAUGUUGGCCUAAUGCCUGCAGUUGUGCUCCCAUCAUUUGUGCACAUUUUUUUAUUUGGAACCUGCAAUAAAGUGUGUAAAAGUGUAUUUCAUGAAACUGUAAGUUGGGUUUUCAUCCCUAACUCCAACCCCAAAUCCCAAAUUUAUCUUUCAAAAAACCAAAUUGUAGAUGAAAAACAAUAACAAAUUUUGAACUUACCGCCGGACACUCAGAGCGCACAUCACCCAGAGAGCACAUCAAAGAAGACAACAAGUGACGUAACGUUAAAGCACUCCUUUCUAUGUACGCAUAAUUUUAAAGUACCCUACAAGAAAAUUAAUUUCUCUAUUUUCAUUAAUAUUUCGAACUAAUUCCCACACUACUCUUAGUAAGAAUAUUAAAAACAUAAAAACUUUAAAUUUAACUUUUCUUAUAAACUUUGUUAAUUAUUCACAUGAAAUCUUGUUCCAACCGGUUGUUAACAUAUUCCCAGAUUAUGUUUUGGAUUUUGGUAUUGAAAGUGGGGGGGGGAAGGGGGGUCUGGGGAGGGGUCUCCCCUCCCCAGUCGUUUCAUAACACGCUUUCUGCACUAGAUUUUGGCCGCCAUCUUGGUUGAAGAGCGAAAAAUAAAAGUUCAUUUAUUAAGCAAAGGAAGUAGUUUUAUUUGGUGUAAAAUAUUGGACUGGAACUUAUUCUUUCAAUGCAAUUUUUAUCAGCCGAUUUUGUUGGCCGACACAGUAUGAGAAGAGAAAAUCGGCAGAUGAAAGUUCGUGGGUUAAAUGCAGACCUGUGUACUCUUACGAUUUUGGCGUACAAUGUACGAUUUUGUGUACACAUUAUAUAUAAUGUGUGUUUAUUUUGUAACAAUUAAGAUAAUGUAUUGAAUGAUUUUGUGAUGAUAUUUUAAGAGUUUGUGGGUAAACAGGUCUGUAAAUGUAAGCUAUGAGCCGAUUAUCAUGUGUUUUAACUUGAACAAGAUGUGGCGGCCUUUAAUUAGGUACUUUGGUAAAGCAAGUUUGUAAGGGAAAUGGGUGUCGGCACAGAAGAAUCAAAGUUUUUAUUUUUUGGAGGGUUGGUGCUUUUCCAUCAAUAAAAGGGCUAUUUUGUCCCUAAAAUUGUGGUAUUCUUCCACAUGUUCACAAUAGGGGACAUUUUACCUACAUUCCAAUAGUCUGUUUUUCCUUGUUUGAUCAACCUUAGUUUUAGAAAUUCAUAGGUGUAUAUAAGGCAUCUUUCCCUCAAAAAUUUUUGAAGAAAUGUAGAUAUCUUGUCUUUCAUAUUAAAUUCUGCAAAGCAUUAUAUAUUGAUUGUAUGUGUGCCAAUUCAAUCUUCAUUGAUUUAGGUUGUGUCUGAGGUUCAUUACGCUUGUCCAUGUAACCUUCAUUACCAUAAGGUCACUCAGCCUAAUUUCGACCCAGGUGUGGGCCAUGCCCCCUUUAAAAUGGUGGAAUAUGCCAAUACUUAGGAAAUAUUUAAUUAUUGCCCCUAUUUACAUAAAAAUAUUUGAUAUCUUGUGUUUUAGAAUGAACCUCGAAUAAAUGAUCAUAAUUUGCAGUGUGCAAAACGUUGUCAUGGGCAGCCAUUCACAGCCGCUUGAAUAAUGGCUAUACCAAAUUAUUAUUAGUGUUAGAAUUAAAUCUGAGGGGUACUUAGAUUAAGACUUUCCUUGGCGCUGCUUUGUCAGUCAGCUAUUGUGCUGACAUUGCCUUUGAUGUAAGUGGCUGACUAUUUGAUGGCACAGGCCUAGCCACAUCACUGGUUGUUUUUAUGUUACUCUGCUGAGGAGGGAGGAUUUGGAUUUCAUAUUGGCAGUCAGAUGUGAAGUUCCUGGUCUAUGCAUAAGGUUAUAAUGUUUGCAAAUCAUCAGGUUGCUGCUCAUAUCCAUUUUUUCAUCCAGUCAUGAUAGUUCUUUAACCUUAAAACACACCCCCCCCCCCCCCCCCCCCCCCCCCCCCCCCCCCCCUCCCCAUUCUACCUAUAAAUCUGAUUAAUUUUGAAAUCGUAUAAUAAAUUACAACGAAAUGUCAAUUUACAAUAGACAUUUUGAAAAUAAAAUACAAUAAUCAGCCAUCAACAUUAGCUGAGGUAGAGAGGCCAAUUAACUUACCGGUGCUACUCUAGUUGUAACCAGUUUUUAGCUGACAAGAUAUCACUCUGCAUUACUGUUUUGAUAAAUUUGUCAUCCAAUUAAUCGAGGACCCGGUAUUUGUUAUUGGUAAAAAAAAUUAUAAAGUUAUCUCUGAACCUUCUGAAUCAUACACAAAUAAAAUAAUAAAAAAUGCUUCCUUUAGUUAUUCUAGAGUUAGUAAACCAUCAAAUUUUAAAUAUACACAAUGGUCUACUCAACAAUUCAGAUCCUCUAACAACUAUUAAGAAAUCAAUCUGUAAUUUUUAUCAGUUAUUUUGUGCUUAUAACUUUGAUAAUGCAACACUUGACCAAAUUCUAUUUCUAACUAGUUGACAAACUAGCUUGUACAGAAAGUUUAUUAGAAUUCCUACAAAAAAAUACAUGUUUAUUAAAGUGUUAAAUUUUUUUAUAAAGGUUAAAAAUCAACAGAUGUAAAAACAUAACAGUGAUAACAGCAACAAUCCUGACUGUUACAGAUAGAGAAUUGCCAUAGUUGAAAUGAAAAAGGAAACACUAGAACUACCUAAUAUUAAGAAUAGUCAAGAUGACUUAAUUUAAAAAAAAAUAAAUUUGUGCACCUCCUAAUUACCAUUGUUGGAAAAUAAAUUUAAAAAGAACCCCAAUAGUGUUUACAAUUCAUAUGGUCACUAUUUAUUAACUACUGCACAAUUCAAAAUUGUACACAUUCAUUGGUUCUGUUCUUAUAAAAUAAAAUUCACAAACCAUUGCCUUCUUAAAUAAAAUAAAUUACAUUAUGGAAUGAAAAUUGUUUUAUUUUUCUAUCUAGUUGGUGGUGUUGGUGUUGGAAUUGUGUUUUCUGCAUUGCUAUUUAAACGUAAGUAUCUUAUCAGUUCUGGCUGGAAAAUUAUGUACAUGGAAUAUUCUCAUAUGUGUAUUAGUAUUGAAAACACACCUUUACGCCAAAAAAACCCCACAUAUUUGAUAUAGAAUUGGAGAAGGGUUGCCAGCUCAAAAAUAAAAUUUACAGAGAAAUAUUUUGCGGACAAGCAAUAUUUUAGAUAGACACAUUUUUAAAAUAACACUACGGAGCUAAAAAAACACAUCAAAUAUUCUUUGCUACCAAAGUUUAAAUGUUGUUUUAAUCCUAUCUCUAAGGGAAGCCCUGGCCUGUUCUUUUGGGUGUUGGUGUUGGCAUGGGUAUGGGUAUCUCAGACUGCAACCAUGAGUUCAAAGGUCCAGUUAAAGUGAAGACAACAGGGGUAAGUUUCUUCUCUUCACCUAACAUAUAGUUUGAAUAGAUGUGAUGAGUAUUAGUAUUAUUAAGUAUUAUUAAAUUAAAGGUUUACUUAACAGUUUCUUUUUUACUUUAAUUUACAAAAUUUGUUUUUAAAAAAAUGCACAUGACAAGAAAUUUUGUAUAGCACAAACGUUUUUUUUUCUUUUAUAUAUGUGAAACAAAUGAUUAAAAUAGAGUUAAUUUUUUAAUAACUUUUUUGAUACGGUACAACACAUUAUUAGAGCAUGCCUGCGAAAACUAGAGUUGAAAUGUACAUAGAUAAAAAAAUUUGUUGAUGCACAAAUGAGCUGUAAUGUUAUUCUUAGGUUAUUAGCAAUGACAUAUAUAUAGGCAUAUUUUUUCAAAUUAUCGAGUUCUGGUUCAAAGAAGCGAACAUAAGUAAAAAGCAAUAUUGGAAAAUGGCAAAUAAUGAACAUUAUUGUAACAAGUGUUACGGAUUUCACAACUUGAAGUUCCUUUCCUGAUAAUUGGUUAUAGGGUACUUCCUUAUCUGUUGAAAGGGUACUCCGAAACUUCAAAGCUUCCUUCAGUUUGAUUGUCAUAACAAUAACACUCAAUAUGACAGUAAAUUGAUAUCCCAAGGGUAGAAUGUUGUAUAAGAAUACAUUAUCUAGCAGUGUCAUUUCAUUACUAAUGGGGGCUAUCCAUGCCAUCAAUUUGCUACCAUUUGUCAGGGUGUCCCAUUGUCUUCCAAUUUUAUGUAAAGUUAAGCUUGGUGUGUGGAGAACCGUGAUGGACGCAGCAAUGAGAAAUAAGCUGAGUGUAGUUCGGCUUGGUGUGAAUGUAUUCUUGAAAUGUAGGGGCAGUGCCACACAACAACACUUCUGAAUAGCCAAAUACACAGUCAUACCUGAUGUUGCAUUGUUGACCAUCACAGAGUAGAGGAGUAGAAAAUAAGCAAACAUUGUCAAUGGGAAAUCUAUGGAACUAUUGACAUAGCUGAGGAGUCUUGUGAUCAUAGCAGCACACACAAGUAGCACGUACAGCAUGUCGGAUAUUGUGAUAGCGAAAAAAGAGAUAUUUGGAGCACUGUCUUUUACUCCAACACUGUGAAAAGUUAUGAGAUUGACAGUGUUAGUGCAGAUGCCAAAUAUGGAAAUGAUCAGGUUUGAGUAGAGAAUAACUUCUUGGGCCAACAGAUAUUGAGCAUAAGUCACUAGUCCAAGUGGUUGUGUGGAAUACGGAGAAUUGCUUGUGUUGAACACAUUAAAUGUUGUGGAUAUUUUUAUCUCAGACAUCAUAAAGCCAGGCAUUGAAUUUUAUGGAGAGCAUGUAAUAAGCCUUUGAACAGUGAUGGUUAUUCCAUGAAUACAUCGAAUUUUCGUCACACACUUCAAAUUGUACUAAGUUUAACACAAGUUUUAUUCUACGCUAGCCUUCACUUUUUAUGUCACUGCCUCAUUUGAGAUAUUUUGCGGACAUAAGUUUUAAGUACUAGUUACACUAAGGAGAGUAAUUGCCAUCAUGAUUAUUAGAUGUUAGAACAUUUUAAAUUACCUAUGUGAUCUUUUUAUACAAAGGCUGAGAAAAGGCUUAAAUUUAAAUUAUAAUGAACAACUCUCAGGCAUCUUGUAGUGUAGGUGAAUUAGUAUUUCAUCCAGGAAUAGGAGUUCAAUUUAAUAGCAUUAUAUGGAUUGUAUAUUGCAAUUUCAACCUCUUAGUACUGACACUAAAUCAAUGUUUACAUCAGACAUUUCUACUAAAAGAGGAAGUCCUGUGAUUUUUUUUGUUUGUUUAGGUACCCGGUAUUAUAAUUAUAUGACUCAAAUCAAUAAACAUUUGAUUUUUUUCAUACAUAACAUGAGAUGCGUAACAAAAAAAAAAAAAAUUUCUGUAAACUUCCUUAAACUUAAAGGAGCAAAAAGGGUAAGGCAAAUUAAGAAUAGGCUAAUCAUGAUAAUUGGUCUUAACUGCUGUAGGGAUUGGCAUUUCAGUUGAAAUUAUAAUCUGCCCAAUUAUUUGUUGGAAUUUUGCUCCAAGUCAAUUAAGUGAUUGGGAAACUGAUCCUGGAAGGAAAAUAAAUUACAGAUAAUUAUAGUUACAUUUUCCCUUGCAUUGAUUUUCUCCCAGUUGUUAUACUACACCAUGAAAGAUCAUCAUCAUGAUGAUCAAGUAUAAGCCCUUUGGUCUGAGGUUGGCGUUAACAAAUGUGCAGGUCUGGUUAAGUUAAUUCUAAGAAUUGGUGAGACUGCUCACUGGUCUUAAUGGUAGCACAACGGGCCACUUUGAAAAAAAACUAGUACACCUGGUGCAUAUUCUAGUAUAUAUUACUUCUUAAAAUAACUCAAUGUUUCUACCAGAACAUUAUGUUUUCAGCGGCCGACCUAGUGAGGGUGCAGAGGUGAUGACCGCCUCAUCCAGGACUUUGGGGUUUAUUUAUAACAUUAUAUAAAUGAUGUGUGUUGGGGUGGGGGAGGGGCAUGUACAACCCUGGUGGCAUUUAGUCAAGUUACGCCACUAUACCUAUCGUAAAGAUGGUCUGUUACUUCAAACAUGAAAGACAUUGUCAGUUAAGUUUGGUGACUAAAUUUGUACAUUUUAAAGAUGGCCAUGAGGGGUAAGUCACCCCCACCUGCUUCAGAUACAACAGUGAGCACACCUUACUACAAAAGACAGCGGUGCAGUAAAAUUCAAGAUUCAGAAGCGUGUUGUGAAAGAAAGAAAGAAGGGCUAAAAUGUAAUUGUGGCAGGGAGCCAAGUCAAGAUAGGAAACCUUGUUUCCUUCAGAAACCCAGAGGAAGAGAUUGAUGUAGAUAUCAUAGAUGUAGAGAACACUAGAUGAACAACAAAUGGUGAUUUGAUCUGGUUAAUGUUGUUUUUCUUUCUCAUUGUGUUACUUUGUUAUGAUUUGAAUUGGAAUAAGUUUUUUUUGUUUUUAAAUUCAAUUAUUUUAAAAUUAGUUUAAAUUUAAAAAAAACCUAAACAAUCAGCUGCUAACAUUGUAAAAUUAGACAUAUCUGAUAGGUCACCCUCAUUUUUUAAAAAUAGCAGUGAUUUAGCUGGCUAUCUUUACAAGUUUAAAAGAAUAAUACAUUUGCCAUUCCAAGUGGUCAUUUUUUUUAAAAAAAAAGGUAAGCUCAACCAAGUAUUGUUUCAUUAACAUGGUAUCUGUCGAGAAGCUUCAAAGAGAAAGAUUUUUUAAUCAAUUUUAAUGAACAAAUUACCUAUGUGAUAAUGGUUCAAAUGAGUGUUUCACUUUCUGAUACAAUGAUCACAUUUAGAGUAUGAUGAAAUUAAUACAGUAUUUCCAAUCAAGUUAUUCAACACAAUGUGAUCUUGUAAGAUCAAAGAUAACUAAACUUAAUCACAAUCUUUCUUGUUGUAAGUUUUACAUGUAAUGGAGAUUUAUGAAUUGGAUUACAAAAUAACUUUUCCUUGUUAGAUUUAUAACACUGCAUUAGAAUGUAUCCUUUUAAAAUGGAGUUAAUAAUUUAAUUUUUUCUCUAUCCCUGGGAAUUAUACUUAUAGCAUUACUGAAAGCUGGCGAACCAUCUUGAUCUUGUUGUAAUAGCUGUUCCAAUCCAUAAGAACUAAAAAAAAAUAAUAGUUGCAUGUGAUUAUGUUUUUCACUUUGAUGAAUGUUUACAGUGGCUGUAUAUACAUUUCAUAUUGAUUUAUAUAUGACAUGAUGUGCUUACGAGAUAACUGCUAGAGUGAAACAGAAUUUUCAACCUUUGGCCCAGUGCUCUUUCCUGUAACACCGAUCCAGCCCCGCCCUCCACCUUCAUAAUUGUUAAGUGUGUGUAGUGGAAAGGGUGUGUGUCUGGUGGAAGGGGGGGGGGGGUGUGUGGGGGGGAAAGGGGGGUGGGUGGGGGAAGGGGGGAUUCCUGUAACACCGAUCCAGCCCCGCCCUCCACCUUCAUAAUUGUUAAGUGUGUGUAGUGGAAAGGGUGUGUGUCUGGUGGAAGGGGGGGGGGGUUGUGUGUGGUGGAAAGGGGAGUGUGUGGUGGAAGGGGGGUGGGGCAAGGACUACAGGUGCCUCCCCCCACAAAUGAUUGACUUGUUCAUGUUGGCAUGAGAUAGAUGAGGAACUCCUUAGAUGUCCAAAUACACACUUCCCAAAUUGUUACUCUGCUUAUGAAUUUUUGUUUAUUAGCUAGCUUGCCAUGCAAGGCUGUAGCAUUUUGCACUAAAUCUGUGUUGGAACUAGUGUUAUUUAUUUAAAAUUUGUUUAAAAUUUGUUUGUUACUUUAAAAUUUUCUAGUUUUUAAAGAUUUUUGUUGGUUUGCUGUUGAUUAUUUUGAGUUAAGAAAAAUUGGGAUAUCACAGAAAAUUAUUAAAUAAUUGUACACGGUUUUCUCUCCCUCCCAAAUUUUUUAUGUACUCCAAUAAUACUCUUAAAGUUCCUGAUUAAUGGGGAGAGUCUUUACUCUAUGGAACUACUCCCACAAUUCAGGGGCUUUUCUACCCAUAAUUGACACAUUCAAUAUCUUUUUGGCUGCCUUUAAGUCAUAUCUUUUGAAAAUGGCAUCAUAUAUCAUCUCAAUGUCAGUGAUUUUUUUUAAUUCUCUCCACCCUUGCUAAAUCCAGGUUGUCCCAAGGGUCCCUAUGACAAUUACUUUGCGAAAUAUUCUUUUUAAUCAGAGGAUUUGGAAAUAAAAAAAUUAAACAUAAAAAUUUAAUUAUAGAAGAACACUAUUUUAUCCCAACUUGUAGAGACUUUUCCAAACAGUUAAUACUUAGUAACUGGUUUUCACCAGGUCCACUAGAUGUGGCAUCUUAUCACAUUGAAUUUGGAAAUAAAAUUUAUCACAUUUUAUACUAUAAUCAAGGUUCCCCUGUGAAGAAGCAUGAGGCCGUGGCACCCCUGCGAAGAAACUUGGGGCGGCUUUACAUACUGUGGGAACAACUGAUAUAUGAUUAUAUAUUUACUUCUUUACUUAGUUUCAAAAUGAUAAAUAGAGAUGAAACAGUUCCUAUAUUUCACAUUAUAUGUCAUCUUCAGUGAGAAGCCACCAAGAUGUAAAAAUAUGCUUAAUCAGAUAGAACCAUGAGGUUUGAAUGACCAUCUCUUGAAUUUCCUAUUUAUCAUUGAAAUAAUAUAACCAUUACUUUCUUUUCUUCCUCAGAUAUCAUCAGAAUCAACAACAGAAACAUCGUGAUGAAAAGUGAAAGAAACCCUUUUGUGUUACCAUCAAAAUGAAGGAAAUAACCAAAUAUGCUAUAAUUGAGAAUGUUUUGAAAUAAAUAUACUGUUGACCUUGUCUCUUUACUGUAUGUUCUUUAUUGAGGAAUAGCUACAUAGACGAAAAAAAGCACCUAGUUUCAGAAUGAGUCCCUUGUUUUUAUCUAAGAGAAACAACAGUGCUAUGUAAUAAACUCAUCUAUUUACAUGUAGUAAAGCACCCUUUUAGAGCCAUGGUGCUUUUAUUAUCUUUGUCUGUGGUAUUCCAUGUGUCACUUAGAAGUAGUACCGGUACUUGGUUUGUCAAGGGGACAUAGUUGUAUGUAUGUUUUGCAGUGUGGUAUAUAAUGGAUAUCUAUCUCCAUUUGUGAUGUAUAAAUUUAGUAAAUUAUGUUUUUUGUACAACUAUGUUGUCACAAAUAAAGUUCACUUUGAUUUUUUUAUCAUACCAAAUUUUGUUGUUUUUUCUUAAAUUUUUUUAAAAAGAAAUAAUUAAAGAACACAUUAUUUGUCUCUAAAUUAUACUUAUACUUAUACAAAUUACAACUGUAAUAAAACUU